AUGAAUGACAGCAAUGUACAAGACCAAUCCCAGAAACGAUACCUAACGCAACGUCGAACCGUGGAUAUGAGCUCUCCAUUCGAGAAAUUGUACUACUAUAGAAGGCACGGCUUAGAGCUACCGAUCAUCGAACCAGAAAACUCGUAUACAACCGACAUCAUGCCACCGUGUGCUUACCGCUCGAGAGAUAGGGUCAUCAAUUUUACAAACAAGUUUACUCAUUUGAGUUCAAACAAAGUCAAGCAUGUUAUCCCAGCCAUCAAAUGGACACCUGAGGGAAGAAGGCUAGUUGUUGCCACGUAUAGCGGAGAGUUCUCACUUUGGAAUGGUUCUUCUUUUAACUUCGAGAGCAUCAUGCAGGCUCAUGACUCUGCAGUGACUACGAUGGAAUACUCUCACGCCGGCGAUUGGAUGGUCAGUGGUGAUUCCGAUGGUACAAUAAAGAUAUGGCAACCAAAUUUUAACAUGGUGAAGGAACUUGAUAGGGCACAUACCGAAUGCAUACGAGAUGUUGCAUUCAGUGGUAAUGAUUCAAAAUUUGUUACAUGUUCAGAUGAUAACAUUCUAAAAAUCUGGAAUUUUAGCAACGGUCAACAGGAAAGAGUUCUAUCUGGGCAUCAUUGGGAUGUGAAGAGUUGUGAUUGGCACCCAGAAAUGGGUUUAAUAGCAUCAGCAUCCAAGGAUAAUCUAGUAAAACUUUGGGAUCCCAGGGUAGGACAAUGUAUUUCCACAAUUUUGAAAUUCAAACAUACAGUGCUCAAGACAAGGUUUCAGCCAACUGGGGGAAAUUUACUAGCUGCAAUCUCUAAGGAUAAAUCGUGUCGAGUAUUUGAUAUCAGACAUAGUUUGAAGGAACUGAUGGUCGUUAGAGAUGAAGUCGACUAUAUGACUCUACUAUGGAACCCAAUCAACGAAUCGAUGCUGACAGUUGCAUGCUACGAUGGGUCAUUGAAAGAUUUUGAUGUUGUGCAAGAUUUGAAGAAACCGGUGCACACCAUUCCCUACGCUCAUGAUAAAUGCAUAACAUCGUUGUCAUAUAACCCGGUAGGCCAUAUACUGGCGAGUGCAUCGAAGGACAGGACUAUCCGUUUUUGGACAAGAGCUAGACCUUCGGAUCCAAACGCAUUUGAUGACCCUACAUACAACAACAAGAAAGUCAAUGCCUGGUUUUUUGGGAUCAAUAACGGUAUUAACGCUGUCAGGGAAAAGACAGAAAAUGGAGCAGCACCUCCUUCCACUAACGGUACCGAUGGAUAUAGCAUACCGCCAUUGUCAUCAUCGAGUAAUACUUCAUCUCUACCUGGUUUGGAUUAUGCCCCUUCAAAGUCGACAAGUCUACCAGGAUUAAGUAUAUAG
Torulaspora delbrueckii is the source of this 1356-nucleotide messenger RNA. RefSeq names its product cleavage polyadenylation factor subunit PFS2 (gene PFS2). Gene Ontology annotation, cellular component: mRNA cleavage and polyadenylation specificity factor complex. NCBI's taxonomy places the organism in Eukaryota, Fungi, Ascomycota, Saccharomycetes, Saccharomycetales, Saccharomycetaceae. The coding region runs from base 1 to 1356 and encodes 451 amino acids. The transcript has a single exon. Gene Ontology annotation, molecular function: protein binding. The record is from RefSeq and is a predicted model, not a curated record.